Molecule: messenger RNA, 1078 nt
Organism: Scleropages formosus (Asian bonytongue)
Lineage: Eukaryota; Metazoa; Chordata; Actinopteri; Osteoglossiformes; Osteoglossidae
Product: T-cell surface glycoprotein CD3 epsilon chain-like
Exons: 6
Coding region: 466-942 (158 amino acids)
Biological process (GO): cell surface receptor signaling pathway; positive thymic T cell selection
Cellular component (GO): external side of plasma membrane; alpha-beta T cell receptor complex
Molecular function (GO): transmembrane signaling receptor activity
Source: RefSeq, a predicted model, not a curated record
GUCAUGAUUAAUAACUGUUUGUCUAAUGCAGGGUCGUGGUGGUCUGGAGCCAAUCCUGAAGCCUGAGGUGUGAGGUGAGUUUUACGAGCGAGGGCCCUGCAAUUUCGACAACCUCGAAAGGACUGCAGGGACUUAAAGCCAUGACCUUUGCAAAGAGGCCUGCGAGAGGAGCCCGUGCCCGUGCGCACUGGGGACGAGACACGCGGAGCCUUUGCUGAUCUGUACGGUCGACCCCUUGGCUGCUGCAGCUUCCUGUCCUGGCAGAGCGAGAGAGGCAGAAAGACAAAGUAAGGGCAAAAGAAAGUGCAGCGGCUACAAGCUCGAAGGUGGAAACAUCCGACUUAUAAAGGCCACCAUAUCUGUUCCGCCGUCGCUCUGCUGAGAAGUCCAGUUCCGACCCGAUUUGGAUGCAGGACGGCAGUAUUUUGGGUUGUGAAGAGCGAAAAUCAACGCACAAGUGAACAAAUGAGGAGAGCGCUGUUCUUCUUCUCCAUCAGCCUGACAGUCAUGGCAUGCAAAGGUGUUCAACUGACAUGUCCAGGACAUUCCCCGGUGUCAUGGGAUGGAAAAUAUAUACCGGAAGAAGUAAAAAGUGAAUCAAUCAUAUUAGAGGAUUUUGAAGGACUGGUUCGCUGUAGUUAUGACAAAAACCAAACAUAUUAUUUUUAUAUUAAUGACAAAGCCUGGGCAGCGUGUAAGAACUGCGUCAAGCUCGACGGGGCUUCGGUGGUUAUCGUUAUAGCGGGGGACCUGCUGCUGACUGCCGGAGUUAUGCUCGUCGCCUGCAUCUGUGGCCGGAGAAAGCUGAGAGUUCCCGCUGUACCCCCCGCCCAGCCAAGACCCCAGGGACCCACAACCUCCAGCUGUGAAUAUGAGGCUUUAAGCCCUACAACCAGAGACAAUGCCCUCUACAGUGUUUCCGGGCUGCACAGAACUGGCUGAUCCGUUGGAUUCCUUUGCUUCCCGUAGAAACAUCCCGUGGAAAGGCUUUGCGUGUCAGUUUUAUUCCAGCAGCAGCGCCAGUCCGACCAGUAUCUCUGGAACAAUUCUAGCACUUGUGUGUCUUUUUUUUUAAAUA